Molecule: messenger RNA, 2296 nt
Organism: Branchiostoma floridae (Florida lancelet)
Lineage: Eukaryota; Metazoa; Chordata; Leptocardii; Amphioxiformes; Branchiostomatidae
Product: zinc transporter ZIP10-like
Exons: 13
Coding region: 152-2242 (696 amino acids)
Biological process (GO): zinc ion import across plasma membrane; intracellular zinc ion homeostasis
Cellular component (GO): membrane
Molecular function (GO): zinc ion transmembrane transporter activity
Source: RefSeq, a predicted model, not a curated record
AAAACUUGCACACGUCUCCUAUCAGAGAGAAAAAUCUGCACACGUCUCCCAUCCGAGAGGGAUUUUUAAAGCCGUGGUGGGCUUUAAAUGCGCACAAAGUUUUCUACCAGUGAAUCUCCAUACUAUCUACUGAACGUCACCAAGUGCAGCGAUGAAACGAACACUGUUGGUUGGUGUUCUUGCCGUACUGUGUGGGCUUGCCGCCUCACAACACGAAGAUCACGACCAUGAGCAUGGACAAGACCCUUUCUCCGCCGUUCUACAUCUACUAGGAGGAGAUGAAAACCAGAACCUGACGUCGGACAUGUCCACUUCGCUCGUGAAGACGAUGUUGGACCGGGUGCGGUGCCCAAGACUGGAAGGACACGAAGAAAGCAAUUUCACCUGUGCUGAGUGUCUGACGGCCGAUGGCUUGAUCCAGCUAUCUCUUGGCGAGUCGACCGACACCGUAGAUGAGGAAGGCUUCCACAAGAUGGCCGUGGUACUGACUGUCUACCUCACGGACCUGUCUAAGAACGGCGUCUGUACCGAGGGCGAGGGUUACCAGGCGAUGGAGAACAGGCUUCUGCGGUACACACAAAGCAAGUUCACUCUGAGCAGCUACAAACAAGUCCUGAAGGACAUCAACACCAACUAUCGCGUGCUGAACUGGGGCAAGUGUUUCACUGCAGAGUCCGUGUUUGAGGAACUCCGCAUCAACACCAGUGAAGCAAGUGGAGGAGCAUCUUCCGAAGAGCUGAGGGAGAUAGCAGCAAUAACUGUGGCUAACGUACUGGAGGGGCUGUGUAUAGGGGAGGCCGAGCUACCAGAGAAAAGCUUCUUCUUGGACAAUCUUUUCGAAAGUCUCAACGGAACCAAUGGCACAAUCACAGUUGAGGCUCUUGGGUACAUCCUGUCUUCGUUUGGUAUCGGUGGGAAGGCGCAGCCCGAACCGGUGGAGGACGAUGGGCACGACGACCAUGACCAUGCGGGGCACGACCACAGACGGAGACGCGAAUCGCCAGGGGAAGACGAACGUGAUCACGAUCACGAUCAUGCAGAGGACUUCGAUCACACUUGCUUCAGUUCAGCCCAGUUGAUGAAGCUGUUUCUGGUGGAGGAGGAGAUGGGGGUUACCCGUGACCAGUUCAGCGUCAUGGCACCGGCACUUCUACAGCAGGCCUACAGCAGGGUGUGUGUGGCGGAAACACCGACCUCUAACACAACCGCUCCUGUCAGAGAGCUCACCGCGCUGGAAAAGUACGGGUACGGGACGCUGUCUGUCUUUAUCAUCAGCCUGUUGGCGCUGAUCGGCCUGUUGGUGCUGCCCAUGGUCGAAUCCAGCGCCUUCAAGUUCAUCGUGCAGUUCGGGGUUGGUUUGGGGGUCGGUGCGCUGUCAGGGGACGCGCUCCUGCAUCUACUGCCAGAGGCCGUCGGUCUGCAUGACCAUGGCGAUCACACAGACCACGCUGACCAUGCAGACCACGCAGAAGAAGACAAGUCCUACAUGUGGAAGUUCCUGGUCACCCUGGGCGGCAUCUAUUUCUUCUUCGUCUUUGAACGAGUGAUGAGUUUCAUCAUGCCUGGUGGUGGACAUCACGAGGAGGGGCCAGUGGCUGAGGACGUGCAGCUGAAAAAGAUCGGCCAACUUCCGACAGAAGAACCGAUCAGGGGUCUCAGGAGCCACUCUAUCUCCAAGCAACAAUUGACUAAUGGAGAAAGCACCACAACGCUGGACCCCGAGAUGACAGGAGCGGACACUCCAAACUGCUUCUGCACAGGAUGCAGCCCUACUGCGGUGAUGAUCAUCAUCGGCGAUGUGAUGUGCAAGUUCACGGACGGCCUGGCCCUGGGCAUCACCUUCAGUGGGAAUCUGGGCCUCGGCCUCUCCACUGCCAUCGCCGUCCUGGCGCACGAGCUGCCUCAUGAACUUGGUGACUUCGCCAUGCUGAUCAGGUGCGGCAUGAGCUACAAGUCCGCCGUGCUGUGCAACGUGUUCUCAGCCUGCUGGAGCUUUGUCGGGCUGUACAUCGGACUGGCCAUCGGGGCCAGCUUCGAGAACGGGUGGCUCUACGCUCUCGUCGCCGGCAUGUUUCUCUACGUGUCGUUGGUUGAAAUGCUGCCCAAACUGCUGUACCACAAGUCCAAGUCACCCAUAGCGACGUUCGUGGUACAGAACAUCGGCUUUCUGAUGGGGGUGACCGCUCUGACGCUGAUCGCCCUAUACGAGGAACAGAUACAAAUGGCAAUCACUCUCGAAUAAUGGACCAAUCCAGGGAGGACCCCCCACCCCCCACCCUGUUCUAUUUCGAACACC